CCAACAACAGCAGCAACAGCAAAUAAUCUCUAAUAGUAGUGGAAUUAAUAAUAAUAAUACAACAAUAACAACGACAACAACACUUAGGCGUUCUUUUGCAACUUCAAUAUCUCGUUCUUCCAACACUCAAAGUAGCAGUAUGUUAAGCAGUAGUGGUGGAGGGGAUUCUUAUCAUCAACAACAGCCUAUAGCGACAACAACAACAAAUUAUUCUUCCCCAACAGAAUUUCCAAGUAUUGAUGGAAUAUCUUCUGGAAGGUCAGCAGCCCUUUGUGCACUUUGUAGAAUUGUUUGUGCAAAACAUACAAAUGAACAAUUGAGGGAUGAUCAAUUAGCUAGGUUUUUUGCAUUGGCACAUGAAGCUUUAAUUUCGAAUGACAGAAUUCUUCUCAGUUCCUUCAUCUUCUCCAGUGCUGACAAUCUUUUUAAAUUGGCAUUGAAGGGUGUUCAAAUUUUAUUACCAAAUUAUUUGCGUGCAAUAGAGCUUGUACAUAAUGAAUCACUUCAAAUUUUACUUCAUCCUUCUAUAAGUCAAAUAGAAAUGCGUGCAGCUUGUUUAAGAGCCCUUGCUUCAAUAUUACCUUGGCCUUCAUUAUUUGGUUAUGCUAAUAUUCUUGGUAACAACAAUCAAACAACUUCAUCUCCCCUUAAUUCAACUACACAAAAAAUUAAUAAACGUCAAGAAGGUUCAUUUUCUUCAUCUUCCUCAUCAAAUUUAUUGGAAUCAUUUUCUCGUUAUAUUGAUAUUCGCGAACCUAUUCAACGUGUACUUUAUUGCUCUCUUCGACAAGAAACAGAUCCUUUUAAUAUUCAAUAUGCACUUGGACUUGCGGCUAUUUUUUGUGUUGAGGUAGCUGAACCUGAAUUGAAGAGAGCAGCAAUGUUGAAAGUUUGGAAGAAUGAAAACAACAAAGAAAGAAAUGAUGAAAAAGUUGAAAUUUGUAAAGAAACUGUUGAAGCUCCAUUUUCUACUUCUCUUGUUCGAUCAUUUAUAAGUGCAAUUUGUGAUAAUUUAUGUAAACCAUUAUGGGCAAAUGAAACACUUUGUUGUUUAGCAGCAUUUGAUUGUCUAAAUUCUUUUUGUUCUCUUCCACAAUCUGUUUUGUUUUCUAAAGGCGAACUUUCAACCGGCUCUUUAAUUGUAACAUCUCUUUGCCGUUUUAUUGAACAACAAUUAAAAAAACCUCCACCUCUUCAUUCAAAGGAUAUGCAUUCAACGGUUGUUGCAGCUUAUUUUUGUAUGAGUGUGUGGUUUUGUUCAGCUCCUAAACUUGCACGUAUUGAAUCAUGUUUGGAUACUGUUGCAUUGGCUAUUGAAUUGGGAAUGACGGGAGGGCAUAAAUUGACUCCAGAACAAUACAAACCAGCAAGUCAACGUGUUCAUGAUGCAGCGCAAUCUUUAUUACAUUCCUUAUUUUCUACAAAAAUUCCAACAACUAAAACAUCAACUACAAAUUUUGUAAUAAAAAAAUUUUCUUCUUCAAUAAACGAAUUGGUGUUAAUUAAAAAAUUUGGAUUAAAACUUGACAAAUUUGAACAUUUUUUAUUACGUCAACAAAAUGUUUUAAUUUCACUUUAUGAAGCACAAAAUAUUCCAACUUUAUCAAAAGGUCUUCCUUGUGUAAUUGCUAUAUUUCGUACACCAUUUAAUUCUCCAUGGGCAAGUUUGUUUAGACUUAUGCCGAAAGCGCCUCCUAACCGAAAGAAGACAUGCAAGCAGAAUAAUACUGUAGUUGUCAGUCAUCAACAACAUCAACAAUUAAUUAAACAACAAACACAAACAAAUUCCGAAACCUGUAAAAUUCGUGAUAGUGAACAACAACAACCUUCUAGUGACCUUUUAAGUAUACAAACAAAAAAUAUUUCGGAUUGUAAUGGAGGUGGUGGUGGAAAUACUGCAACAAAUACAUCAGUUGCUUCGACUACAAGUAGUGGAGUUUCUUCUUCAGCUCCUCCUCCAAAUAUUACAACAACAACAGCAACAAAACAAUUUAAAAUACCAAAAGAAGCGUUUGAGCCAGAAUGUGAAUACGACAAAAAAUUCCCAAAAUUGGAGCCUGUUCCACCACAAGUUUUGGCAAUACAAUCACAACUUGAACAAGUUCAAGCUCGUUUAGCUGCUGGUAAUGGAGCUCCAAUUGGUGACCGUAAUACUAGAAAUGUUUGGAUUAACAAUUCUUUGGGUCCUUUACUUACAAAACCUCCUGUACCUGAAAGUCCUGUUUCUCAUUGUAAUUCUCUUCGAGUUUUUCUUUAUGAUUUGGGAUUGAUCAAUCGAACAUCUUAUCUUAAUGAACUGACACCUUUGGAUAGCUCAUCAUAUGAUAUUUUCUACGAUUCUCUUUAUACAACAGUAGAUCAACAUCCUGUUCAUUUAACUGAAACUGUUUCUAUUUUUUAUGUAAAAGAAGGACAAAAAUGUAUUGAAGAUAUUUUACAAAAUAAUGUACAAAUUGAUCUAAGGCAAACAAGUGCUGAAUAUUGUCGAUUAUUAAGUGAAUUGGGAAAAGCUUUGGAAAUGAGAGAAAAAAUUCAAAAAAAUGGAGGCACAUUUUCAACAAAUACAUCAACAAAUAAAAAUGAAAAACGAGAAGCUUCUUCUGCUGAAAAUUUUGUAUUUGAUGGUAUUGACUAUUGUUUAAACUGGAAAGAUGACCAUGUUGAUAUUUCUUUUGUAACACCAACUGGACGAACAAUAACAACAAAUGCUUCAACAGUAAAUGGAGCAAAUGGAUCAUCCAAAGCAGCAUCAAGUGUUCGAAGAACUGCAACUUUACGACCUUCUUCUAUUGAUAGUGUUCAACAACAAUUUAGUGGGUUUUUUGAAUUUAAAUUUACCUGUUUAUUGCACUUUUUUGUUUUUUGUUUGUUUUUACACUUUCACUGCUUUUGCUUUACACUAAUGUAA
Messenger RNA from Meloidogyne enterolobii, 2908 nucleotides. The record is from the annotation of a GenBank genome assembly. NCBI's taxonomy places the organism in Eukaryota, Metazoa, Nematoda, Chromadorea, Rhabditida, Meloidogynidae.